Tuber aestivum (summer truffle) is the source of this 1963-nucleotide messenger RNA. Lineage: Eukaryota; Fungi; Ascomycota; Pezizomycetes; Pezizales; Tuberaceae. The record is from the annotation of a GenBank genome assembly.
UUUGUCCUCACAACACUCUCAUGUGAAAUCCCUCCCCCGAGUUCUGGAGCUUGCAAAGUCUAUGAUCUACCGGUAAUAGGUCGUACCUGAUGGAAUUUACUUCCGAUCCUUCACUAGUAACAAUAUUAGAAUCGCGCCUCCUUGCUUCCGGACCAUGGACCAACAGGGGUAGUGCUCUUCUAGAGAACCUGGGAUCGACGUUUCCGGUGAUGAGGACCUUUGGGCCCCGGGAGUGACGGAAGUUGGGGAUACUUAUAGUACUAUGCCUACUACUCUGUCUCCACCUCCGGUUCUUGGGAGAGCGCUAUUGAUGUCGCCACUUCGACGGCCAGUGUUCCCAACGGGCUAGGCCACUGAUAGGCCGGCCUGCAAAAUCCUAUCAGGCCUAGCAGAAGCCUACAGGCUUGCAAGUAGAAUUUUUAGAGCUGAUUAUUUUAAGAGUAGCUCGAUUCCUUACAACUUUCAUUAUGCUAUGUUAUUUUAUCUAUAUCCUCAGUUAUUGGUUAAAGUGUAAUAACUACGCCAUUACCGAUCCACAAACAGCCCAACAAAGUCCAGGCGGUCUACAUCCAGAUUCUCCAACGCAGUCCUAUCUCACAAUAUUUCCUUCCGAUUCAGUUUCUUCAGCAGGAAUUGUAUUAAAUCCAUUAGUGAAUGUGCCCGCUAUGGUUGACCCAGUCCUAUUCGGCCUCGGGGAUUUUCAUCAACCAUGAGCAAAUCCAUAUCACUACCCACACAUAGGAUCAGUGUCUAAUACUAUUAGGAUCUUACUGAUACUAGUUCUAUUCUAUUAAAACCGCCUCGUGGGAUUUGGGCAGGGGCUAUAUAGCUUACGGUUCUCACGGGACUAACUCGGGCUGGUUUAGUAGAACGAAAGGUGCGCCGAAUGGAAACCUAAGAUCUGAAGAGAUUGUAGGCCCGUAUUCAUAGGCUAGGCUCGGCUAGGCUAGGCUAUAUAGGUUGGGCCGGUCUAUCAGGUGGCAGGUACUUAGCCUAUACGGCCUAUAGCUGGGCCCGGCCAAGCCAGGCCCAGGUUUUUCGGGGCAUGCGGGCUCCGGCCGGGCAAAGUCCCCCAUAGUCGCGGUGGGCCGGGCCAGGCUUCGGUUCAGCCUGGCCUACAUGGCCCGUUGGGAACACUGUCGACAGCCAUGGACACGAGGGCCUGGACGGAUUGUGGGAGUACCGGGGCCGCCAGCACAUACGGUGCCAUCGACGGUACCGUUCUGCUUGCAAGGGACGGAUCGAAAUUAUACCCUUUAGAAGUUUCUGGGGCGAUAGCUAUAAUGUGUUCCCUCCUGGAAUCAUGCAUGAUUUUUGGGAAAUGGAUUUGCUGGUGAAGUAAUUUUAUAGGUUCCCACGAGCAAUCCACCACUCUCUUCCUCUGGUAGCCCCAGGAGGAUGGAGUAUAAUUCCACCUGAUCACAUGCCAUCGAGGGCGGAUUUAUCUGGUGUCGGAAGCCCGCACUGCUACCUCUUCCUCUCGGCCGGGAUCUGUUGUUGAUAUGACUCUAGCCGCCCUACUCAAAGAAUAGAAUAUAGAAUCAAUAUCUGCAGGCCCAUCUCUGUGAACAGCAGAUAUGUGCUUCCCCCAAUGACUAAAGACCCCUAUCCACGCUGCUGGAUAGGUGGUUAAGGAUGCUGUGGAAUGCACUGCUAGCGGGGGAACCACGGUGCCCCCCUCGCAUGGUAAGGUCUACAGUCCCGGUGGGUAGUAAGUAUAUCGGGUUUCAUCAUUAAGUAGGGAUUAACCUAAUCUUUAAAAUGGGGUAUAUUACCCGAUCCCGUUGCCGGUAGUGAGAUUAUUUAUUAUCGCUAUGGUAAGUUUCGUAUUCCAUACGCGUUGCGUGCAGCAUUUGUUCGAAUGCUGAUCCGGCUGCAGUGGACACUAAGACCAAUAUAUGGCGAUGGCCAGAAAAGAUCUUGUUAUACGCCUAUUAAUUGGGGCUUUGGGUGGCCUGUGGUU